Messenger RNA from Nothobranchius furzeri (turquoise killifish), 2632 nucleotides. Its product is annotated as probable flavin-containing monoamine oxidase A. Lineage: Eukaryota; Metazoa; Chordata; Actinopteri; Cyprinodontiformes; Nothobranchiidae. The record is from RefSeq and is a predicted model, not a curated record. Gene Ontology annotation, molecular function: oxidoreductase activity.
CCUGAAUAGACUCCACCCCUUUUGUACUCCUGGUAUUUCUCACUCAAAGAUUCACCUCAACAUUCAAGAAUGACAGCAGAAAUUUGGGACGUUAUUAUCGUGGGAGCCGGGCUGUCUGGACUCAGUGCCGCUCAUCUACUCCGGAAACGAGAUGCCACGCUGAAAAUACUCGUGCUGGAAGGAAAAGAUCGAGUGGGAGGUCGGACUGUUUCCUAUGAGAUUCCUGCAGCCAGUGGUGCUGACCUCUGGGACUUUGGAGGGCAGUGGGUUACAAGCACUCAAACACACGUCAUGGAGCUCAUAAAAGAGUUAGGCCUGGAGGUCUAUUCGCAGUUCAAUACUGGGAAGAAGGUGCUCCACGUGGGUGGGCCGACCGCCAGGGUUCGAACAUACACAAGCAGCAUCCCUGCUCUGUCCCCCUUGGUGCUCCUGGACCUCACCCUGCUCCUGUGGAAGAUUGACACACUGAGUGGAACAGUGUGUGUCCACGAUCCUUUGAAGACUCCAAAUGCUGUGGAGCUGGACAGCAUGACUCUGCAUUCUUACAUUGAACAACAUGCUUGGACUGCAGAACUGAAGGAGCAGAUAGGAGUGUGCAGCAGAUCUGUUUUUGGCAUGGAGCCUUCCCAGAUGUCCUUUCUAUUCUUCCUCAUGUACUCUGCAGCAGCUGGAGGCUUGCUGGCACUUCUGGAGAGCACUCCAGGCUGUGCCCAGGAGUUCAAGAUAAAGGGAGGCACCCAGCAGCUUUCUAAGUGUCUGGCAGAACGUGUUGGGUGGAAGAAUGUCCGCCUGGGCUCUGCUGUGACGACCAUAUGGCAGGAUGCCGAGUGGGCCAGGGUCACGACCAACAAUGACACCUUCCUGUGCAGAGCUGUAAUCGUCACUUGCCCCCCACAUUUGGCAGCAAAGAUCCAGUACCAGCCGCCGCUGCCCAGCAUGAGGGAGUUCCUCACCCAGAACAUGCCUGUGGGCCACAUGAUGAAAUUCAUCAUUACAUAUCAGACGGCUUUCUGGAAGGAAAAGGGCUUCUCGGGGGAAAUAGUGACAGGAUCAUCGAGCGAAUGUCCGUUCUGCAUUACCUAUGACGCCACCAGCCCACGUGGUAAUCCAGCUCUGGUGGGCUUCUUCGCAGGCCAUUUGGCUUCUCACUGGAGUGAGAAAGAGGCUGGUGAAAGAAGAGAAGCUGUGGUUUCCAGUCUGGUCAAAUAUCUCGGUCCUGAAGCUGCAGUGUACAUCCAUUAUGAAGAGAAAGACUGGGCCAAGGAGGAAUACAGUGGUGGCUGCCCUGUCAAUGUCAUGGCACCAGGUUUCCUAACGUAUUACCAUCCCAGCCUGAGAAAGCCAUGUGGCAGGAUUCAUUGGGCGGGCACGGAGACAGCCACCCAGUGGUGUGGCUACAUGAGCGGUGCCGUGCAAGCCGGUCAGCGAGCUGCUCUGGAGGUCUUGGCUGAAGUUUGCCAUGUGGUUCUGACAUCAGAGGAGCAGGAAGCUCUACAUAAUCAAACUCCGAAGAGUGCCGGGAUGCAAACAACUUGCAAACUCAGGUCCCUUUUCACAGGUAAAUCUGUGAUGGUGGCAACGCUCACAAUCACCGCUGUUCUCCUGGCUCGGCGUCAGAACGUUUUCACAAAUAUCGCAACCCGCUUGACAAACAUCUUCAACAAACUAGCUUAAUGUACUUGAAAAAAUAAAAAUGAAUGGAUUUCAAUAAAUGCCAAUAUGCUCAUAUUUACAAAAAAUGUUUUUUGUUGCUUCAAAACCUCCAAAUGUGCCAUUGAAUUCCUAUAAUUCAGCUUGAAAGCCCAGUGGCUUCAAAGUGGUCAUGUUGUGUUUAAACAGGUGUGCAUGGAGAAUGCUGAGCUUUUGUGUCUUACACGGUUUCCCAGUAUGCCAUAAAAACCUGCAUGAAAAGGUUGGAGCAGAGCCACGAGCACAUUUGUUCUCCCACAAAACACCAAUACCAGAUAUUUGAAUGAGCGUAAGAUGGAUGAACUAUGCCAACAAUGAUAACACCCCAGACUAAGUGAUUUAAUCAAUAUCACUAGAUUGGACAGUCGAUUGAAAGGAUUUUUGUCAAUGUUUACGUCUCCUCCAGAGAGUACCUCAAAAGCCCCCACAUAACUGUAUAGUGACUGGUGACUCCAUUGGCGCUGUGGCAUUCCAUUUGUCUGUUAUCACUAGACUGCACUGAAUCAACCUCGUUUCUUUCUGAGCCAGACCCAAACUGAAGCAUGGCCAACAAGACAACAUUUCUAUAUGUGUUGUCAGUGUCCUGCAGAUUUGAUAAUGACCAAUUUCAGUCAUAAACAAGCAACGUGCAAUGGUUAAAACAAAUAAAAUAAACUUGACCUUAAGUUUGAAUGGUAAAUUUGUAGGGAAGGUUUGUUUUAUCUUGCCUUGUCAGUGGUGUUAAGUGUUAAACAGUUUCUAGUAUGAAAGCAACAACAGUUUGAAAUUGUAAUAAUUUAAACAUGAUAGUCAAAUAAUGAUGAACUGUGUUGGAACAAUCAAGAGAAAUAAAGACUGUGGUUAGAUUAGGUUUUCAUUUAUUAAUUAUGUGGUUUUAUUUUUGUAAUAUUCAUCAUGAUCUUUUUUUAAAUUCUGAAAUAAAAUUAUUAUAAUGCCAAAUUUA